AUGAAUGGGUGUACUGAUAAAGAAGAAAAUGCCAAUAUAAAUGAACACCUCGAACCAACAGGUUCUGACCGAAUAGCUGCAAAUAGUGAAGAUGAAAUAUUCAUCAAUGAGAGGAGUAGUGAACCUGAUGUGAAGGAUGUUAGUACCGGAAGUCAAGAUGUCUUAUCGAAGAUUGACAGUAAAGACCACGGCGAUUUGAGAGUGGUUCUGUUUAAUGUUAAUGGGAUAAAGACGUUGUUCAAUUAUCACCCAUGGAAUAAUAAAUCUCUUCAGACAGUACUACAAGACCUCAAAGCAGACAUUAUAUCGCUUCAAGAACUCAAACUAGACAAAGAUUCUAUCAAUGAUAUGAGUUUAAAGAAUUAUAGAUCGUUUGUAACGAUACCCAAAUUAAAAAAAGGAUACAGUGGAGUGGGGUUGUUCGUGAGGAUACCCAAGGAUGAAGAAAGUGAUUUGGUAAAGUACAAUCUAAACGUUGUUAGGGCUGAAGAAGGUCUCACAGGAUUCUUAAAGGUUAACAAAGCCAGAUUCAAAGAUUUGGAUGGAAUUGGUGGAUAUCCAGAUAUGGAAGAAGAAGAAGCUUUGAAAAUUGACAGCGAGGGGAGAUCCAUAGUUAUUGAAUUGAGUAAUAACUUGGUGAUAUUCUCAUUAUAUUGUCCUGCAAAUUCUAUGGGAUCCGAAGAAGGAGCUGAUUUCAAAUUGAAAUUCACGAAGAUUUUGCUUGAAAGGUGUAAGAAUCUAAAAGAGAUGGGGAAGGAGGUAAUGAUUGUGGGGGACAUCAAUGUUAGUUUAGACUUGAUAGAUCGUGCUGAGAAUAUAAGCGACCUUCUCAAACAGAAAAGGAUCACUUAUCACAAUGAAGGGAUCAUUUUUGAACAGAAGAAUCUACCACAAUGCAUGGAAUUCAAAUUUCUGAGUGAAUCGAGAGAGCUACUCAACAAGUAUGUUCAUCCAACGAUCGGUGAUCAUCCAGGCGUUAAGUUUGAUACUCAAUUUUUGUAUGAUACAACUAGAGUGAGAUUGGGGAGGAAAAUGGGAGUUUACACCGUAUGGAAUACAAUGAAAAACUCAAGACAGACUAAUUUUGGGUCUAGAAUAGACUUGAUUUUAUCUAGUAGUAAGAAUUUCACUAAGAGUAAUGUUUGGCCAUUUCUAAAUGGAUCGGAUCAUUGUCCCAUCUUCACGGAUUUCAAAAUGACCCAGAAUGGAGAAUAUGUUAAUAAAAAGCUCGAAUUUGAAGUGAAAAACUUUUACAAACUUGUACGUCAUCAUGAUAUUUCCACCAUGUUCAAGUCUGUCAAAAGAAAACAACCAAAUUUGGUGGAUUCUGAAGAGAAAGCUGUCUACAAAUCUCGUAAAAAGAACGACCAGCCAGGUAUAAGCACCUUCUUUGCAUCCAAAUCACAAAUAGAAUCACAAAAGCAGAUUGAAAUGGACAUAGCCAGUCAAGCCAACAUAUACGACUCUCUGAAUCACAUCAAACCAGGCCCACAGAAAAACGAUUUCAGAAAUACAUUGGAGAAGCCUCCGAAUUGCAAUCAUGGUAUACCAUGUCAAUUAAAGACAAGUCUUAACACUAAAUCAAGAGGAAAGAAAUUUUGGUGCUGCUCCAAACAGGAUUCAUUCGAAGACGGUAAUUGCAACUACUUUAAAUGGUUCAACAAAUGA
Molecule: messenger RNA, 1668 nt
Organism: Yamadazyma jaroonii
Lineage: Eukaryota; Fungi; Ascomycota; Pichiomycetes; Serinales; Debaryomycetaceae
Source: the annotation of a GenBank genome assembly